UAGAAAACAUCAUCAGUUUCACUCCUUGGUCAGUAGAGGAGCUGAUCAACCCUAGUUCUCGCUCCUUCACUCUCUCUAGUCUCUUCAAUUAUAUAUUGCUGUUUCUCAAUCGUUACCACUUCCAUUCUCGACAUCCAUACUGCUGCAAGAUGUCGAUGUCCAAGGGUUCUAAAAUGCUUCAGUACAUCAAUUACCGGAUGCGAGUCACGAUUCAGGACGGUCGUCAGCUUAUCGGAAAGUUCAUGGCUUUCGACCGCCAUAUGAACCUCGUUCUCGGUGACUGUGAGGAAUUCCGCAAGCUUCCACCUGCUAAAGGUAAGAAGAACGAGGAGCGUGAAGAACGCCGUACCCUUGGUCUUGUUCUCGUUCGCGGUGAAGAAGUUAUCUCCAUGACCGUCGAAGGACCUCCUCCUCCAGAAGAAUCUCGUGCCAAGGCUGUUGGAGCUGCAGCUAUGGCUGGUCCAGGAAUUGGUCGCGCAUCUGGACGGGGUGUCCCUACUGCUCCUUUAAUCCAGGCGCAGCCGGGACUUUCUGGUCCUGUACGUGGUAUUGGAGGCCCAGCUCCUGGUAUGAUGCAGCCACAGAUGGCUCGCCCUCCGAUUCCUCAGCUUUCUGCUCCACCCAUUUCUUACCCGCCUUCAUCUGCUCCGGUGAUGCGUCCUCCUGGACAGGUUCCAUCUGGGUAUCCGGGACAACCUCCACAACAAAUGACAAGAGGUCCACCACCUGGGAUGCCGCCUCAAUUUCCUCCUAGGCCAGGAACUGGGCCUCCGCAAUUUUCUAUGCCUCCACCACCUUUUGGGCAACGUCCAAUGGUUCCUCCUCCACAGAUGAUGAGAGGGCCGCCGCCUCCAGGUCAAGCUCCUCACCCAGGGAUGCCUGGCAUGCCACCUCCUCGGCCUGGAAUGCCUCCUCCACCUGGUGGCUCUGCUGUUCCUAUUUUUGGUCCUCCUCGUCCUGGUAUGCCGCCUCCACCCAAUCAGCAUCAGCAACACAAUCAGCAGCAGUAAUUCGGGAGAAGCGAUCGUUGUCGGGGUUUGGUCAUGAUAUUUUGAAAUUUAGUAGCAAUUUGUAUUAUUCCGGAUAGUGGUUUAAUCUAGGGCUGGCUGAAUAUUGUAAGAGUUUUACUAGUGCGACUGUUUGUUCAAAUUGAGUUCAGACACUUUUUUUUCUACUUAAAAUAUAUCUCUCAUUUUCAAA
Messenger RNA from Impatiens glandulifera, 1200 nucleotides. RefSeq names its product small nuclear ribonucleoprotein-associated protein B'-like. Bases 150 to 1010 code for a protein of 286 amino acids. Gene Ontology annotation, cellular component: U4 snRNP; U5 snRNP; U1 snRNP. Gene Ontology annotation, biological process: mRNA splicing, via spliceosome. Gene Ontology annotation, molecular function: RNA binding. NCBI's taxonomy places the organism in Eukaryota, Viridiplantae, Streptophyta, Magnoliopsida, Ericales, Balsaminaceae. The transcript is spliced from 2 exons. The record is from RefSeq and is a predicted model, not a curated record.